Molecule: messenger RNA, 879 nt
Organism: Penicillium robsamsonii
Lineage: Eukaryota; Fungi; Ascomycota; Eurotiomycetes; Eurotiales; Aspergillaceae
Gene: rrg9
Product: mitochondrial ribosome assembly protein RRG9
Exons: 1
Coding region: 1-879 (292 amino acids)
Cellular component (GO): nucleus
Source: RefSeq, a predicted model, not a curated record
AUGGCCACCAAAUGCGCUGCGUCAUCAACGCUGGCCUUGCCUACCGUUCUGCGCAAUGUUUUCCGCUCUCAGUUCACCAGUAACUUGGGCGCUUCUUCAAUAAACCCCUAUCACCAACCUCUUGCCCAUGCUCCUCUUUUCUCUUCAAAUUCCCAGCUUCAACGAUCCUUCAGUUCAAUACCGCGCUUGCAUACUUCCCAGAAUGAUCAACCAGCGCCCGCAGCCCCUGAAACUCCGGCCGUCGCUGAUGAUACCGUGCCUUCUCAACACAAAACACCAGAGAAGAAGGAUUACGACUUAUUCGGCAAGAAAGGCGGAUGGAAUACCCAUAAAGGUCACCCUACGGACCAGCGAAGGAGCCCAGAAAAUAGCAAGGGAAGAACCGACAGAGAGCGCAGAACUUUCCGCAACGAGACUCGCAGGGCGGCCGACAAGGAGCCCCGCAAACACUGGCAAGAUAGAGCCGAAAAAGGGAAACAGUUCUCAGAGCAAAGGGGAAAGAGAAAGCCUGAGGCGUGGCAAGUGCAAAAAGCUGCUUUGAAGGACAAGUUCGCCGGUGGUUGGAACCCACCCAAGAAGCUUUCACCUGAUGCCCUCGAUGGAAUCCGUCAUCUUCAUGCCAAGGCUCCCGAACAAUUCACGACCGCAGUCCUUGCGGAGGAGUUUGAGAUAUCCCCGGAAGCUAUUCGCCGAAUUCUGAAGAGCAAAUGGCGCCCAUCGGAGGACGAGAUGGAGAGUCGACGCAAGCGAUGGGAGAACCGACACGAUAGAAUCUGGAGUCGUAUGGCUGAGCUUGGUCUUCGCCCUUCGAAUAAUCGCACGCGGCCCCUUGCAGACUUCCAUGUACUGUAUGAUGACAAAAAUCGCGAGCGAAGAUAG